AUGGCUUGUGUGACCAGAGGUUCUUUCUCAAUUGUCCUUAAUGGUACUCCUGGUGGCUUUUUUACUCCUACACGUGGGCUACGGCAAGGAGACCCACUGUCCCCAUAUUUAUUCCUGCUUGUUAGUGAGGUACUGUCUUUAAGGCUUACUAAGGAAGUUGCUAUGAAGAAAAUAAGUGGAGUUAAAUUGGCUCCUUCUUGCCCUCCCUUAUCUCACUUGUUUUUUGCGGAUGAUUCACUAUUUUUCAUGAAGGCAACUUUAUUGAAUUGUUCUCGGGUCUCUACUGUGUUUAAAGAUUAUUGUUUGGCUUCCGGGCAAAUGAUUAGUACUGAAAAGUCUAGUAUCUACUUCUCUCCUAAUACUCCCACUCAGUUGCAGAGACUUAUGUGUUUGUUAAUGGGGAUUGGUGGUACUGACAAGCCAGGUUGUUACCUUGGAUUACCUACCUUUUGGGGUAGAUCUAAGAAUGGAGCUUUAACAUAUAUCAAAGACAGAUUUAUGGGUAAGGUGGAAGGUUGGAAACAGAAAUAUUUGUCUCAAGCUGGAAAGGAAAUUCUUCUCAAGUCUGUGGCUCUUGCUAUUCCAACUUUCCCUAUGAGAACUAACCUGAUCAUUAAGGAGAUCAGAAGGAGGAGUAGUGCCUUUGAUUGGGUUGGAUGGGAAUGGAUACCCAGAUCGGCCAAUAGAGCCGCUCAUGAAGCUGCAAAGCUUGGUCAACAGACGUUGGGUCUCCGUACUUGGUCGGAGACUCCCCCACCAUCUCUUACUCUUGUACUUAGAAGUGACGGUUUCCCAUGUCCUCAUAAUGCCUGA
Messenger RNA from Argentina anserina (silverweed cinquefoil), 813 nucleotides. RefSeq lists its product as uncharacterized. The transcript has 2 exons. The record is from RefSeq and is a predicted model, not a curated record. Bases 1 to 813 code for a protein of 270 amino acids. NCBI's taxonomy places the organism in Eukaryota, Viridiplantae, Streptophyta, Magnoliopsida, Rosales, Rosaceae.